CACGUUCGUAGCAAUCUUGGCCGAUCCACGAAGGUCAUACCUGUCAAAUCGGUGUUACAUUUGAACAGAGGAGUUACAAUAACAAUUAUUGAAACGAUUUGUCAGAAAGGUGUUAUUGAGCUCACAUUUUACAAUUCAAAUGCUGUACAGAAGAAAUCUCAUGGAACAAAAAAGUGUAUGAGAGACAAUGGCAAAGCUGACCAAAUGGAGGUAGACAUCUGA
Messenger RNA from Gilbertella persicaria, 222 nucleotides. RefSeq lists its product as uncharacterized. The transcript has a single exon. The annotation marks the transcript as partial. NCBI's taxonomy places the organism in Eukaryota, Fungi, Mucoromycota, Mucoromycetes, Mucorales, Choanephoraceae. The record is from RefSeq and is a predicted model, not a curated record.